AACUGCAAUGUCCUUUCUUGCACUUUCUCGGUCGUCCAUUCGGCAAGCGUUCUCUCCGUGUCUUGCACGCGGCUAUGCCGCAAAGAGCUCGAAUACUGAACGGGUACUGAACGUAAGUGCAAAAGACACGUCGGCUGCUGAAGAAAAGACACUUUCGUCAUGUCCACCAGGUACAAUCCUGGAAGGAUUGAAUUAUCUGAAAGGACAGCCUCCAGUAAUAGCUCUACCUGAUGACGAGUAUCCUCCGUGGCUAUGGGACCUUAUGAAGCCGAAAGUAUAUGCAGAUGACGGACCUGGAGGGAAGGCAGAGAAGAAACGGCUCAGAAGGGAGAAUCAACAACGUAUCAAAGACCAGAACUUCAUGAAGACACAGUAAUAUAACGAUGACUCUGAGCGGCGAGAACUGGUUGCGCUAGAUGGGGCCGUGUCAGUUGAGACGUGAGUUACCUUAUUGGUACUGUGUCGAAAUGUGCUGCUUCGUGUUGAAAAUGAUAAUAUUCGCAUCUUUGAACACGUGC
Messenger RNA from Suillus discolor, 518 nucleotides. RefSeq names its product mitochondrial ribosomal protein L37-domain-containing protein. Bases 8 to 376 code for a protein of 122 amino acids. Lineage: Eukaryota; Fungi; Basidiomycota; Agaricomycetes; Boletales; Suillaceae. Gene Ontology annotation, molecular function: structural constituent of ribosome. The transcript is spliced from 3 exons. Gene Ontology annotation, cellular component: mitochondrial large ribosomal subunit. The record is from RefSeq and is a predicted model, not a curated record.